ACCAGCACAUGUUUAUUUCCGGCCAAAGCUCCCAUUGCGUUGUUUAUUUUGAAUUUAUAGUAUUUUGACCAUGUCGACAGAGCCAGCGGUGGCCAAGGAUGCAGUGCUGAAGCGCAGUGAGGCUCUGGCGGAGGACACGCCCCAAGUUCGAGGCUACGACUUCAACGAGGGCGUGGACUACAGUAGGCUCUUCGAGUCCUAUGUGAACACUGGCUUCCAGGCCACAAAUCUCGGCCUGGCCAUCCGCGAAAUCAACAGAAUGCUGGAUUGCAGGGACCAGCCACUGGAGGCCGAUCAGGUGGACAGCCAUGAGAGCGACGACUUCAUCCGGCGGAGGAGCAAGUGCACAGUCUUCCUGGGCUACACGUCCAAUUUGGUUUCAUCGGGCAUGCGGGAGACCAUUCGUUUCCUGGCCGAGCACCGCAUGAUCGACUGCAUUGUGACCACAGCCGGCGGCGUGGAGGAGGACUUCAUUAAGUGCCUGGCGCCCACUUUCAUGGGCUCCUUUGAGCUGAGCGGCAGGGAUCUGCGCGAUCGGGGAAUCAACCGGAUUGGCAAUCUGCUGGUGCCCAACGACAACUACUGCAAGUUCGAGGACUGGGUGAUGCCGCUGCUGGAUGAGAUGCUGGCGGAGCAGAAAGCCCAGGGAACUGUCUGGUCGCCGUCAAAGAUCAUCAAUCGCUUGGGCGAGCGCAUAGAGGAUCCCAGUUCUAUUUACUACUGGACCGCCAAGAAUCAAAUACCCGUCUUUUGUCCCGCCCUGACGGAUGGCAGUCUUGGCGACAUGAUGUACUUUCACUCCUUCCGGCAACCCGGACUCGUGGUGGACAUCCUGUCCGACCUGCGGAGACUGAACACCAUGGCCGUAAAGGCAGUCAACAGCGGGAUGAUCAUCGUGGGCGGCGGCGUCAUCAAGCAUCACAUAUGCAACGCCAAUCUGAUGAGGAAUGGUGCGGACUACUCGGUGUUCAUCAAUACCGCCUCGGAGUUCGAUGGCAGCGACAGUGGCGCCCGGCCGGAUGAGGCCGUAUCCUGGGGCAAGAUCAGGAAGGAUGCCACACCCGUUAAAGUCUAUGCCGAGGCCAGCUUGGUCUUUCCCUUGAUUGUGGGCGAAACCUUUGCCAAGCGACACCAUUGCGCCGGCAAAGAGUUGCCCCGAGAGACUAACCAAGUGUAAAUAUAUAUGCUAGAAAACAAGGACAACGCAAUCAACG
Messenger RNA from Drosophila biarmipes, 1214 nucleotides. RefSeq names its product probable deoxyhypusine synthase. Lineage: Eukaryota; Metazoa; Arthropoda; Insecta; Diptera; Drosophilidae. The record is from RefSeq and is a predicted model, not a curated record. Gene Ontology annotation, cellular component: cytoplasm. Gene Ontology annotation, biological process: peptidyl-hypusine biosynthetic process. Gene Ontology annotation, molecular function: deoxyhypusine synthase activity. Bases 71 to 1177 code for a protein of 368 amino acids. The transcript is spliced from 2 exons.